UUUCCACACAGUAUAAAAGGCCCCUCCCAGAUUUUCUGAAAUUGACGCUGAGAUCCUGUGAAUUUCUCACGCUUGCGGUUGGUUUUGUAAUAUUCCUCUCUCUUCAGACAACAUCUCAUAGGUUGGCGGCCAGGUUUGUACCUUUCUGACUGUAUUACAUUGUCGUGAUGAGGAGAAUCACUGUUUCAGGAAGCCAUUCAGGUCUCAUGUAGAGGUCAGCUUUCAUUAUUUAAAAAUAGAGUCUCGCCCUAUUCUUUAUCAUAGUCGUUCUGGUGGGACUGCCAGUGAUGGCUGAGGAAGGUUACAAGGUUGCCUUGAACGUGUAUGACUUAAGCCAGGGCCUUGCCAGGCAAUUAUCUACAACAUUCUUGGGAAAGCCUAUUGAAGGCAUAUGGCACACUGGAGUGGUAGUAUAUGGUUAUGAGUACUACUUUGGAGGUGGCAUACAAAGUGCUCCUGCUGGAACAACUCCAUAUGGUACUCCAAUUCGAGUUGUAGAUCUUGGUUUUACGCAUGUGCCUAAGGAUGUAUUCGAGAUGUACUUGCAAGAGAUUGGUCCUCGCUACACAGCUGAAACUUACAGUUUGCUGACUCAUAACUGCAACAAUUUUAGUAAUGAGGUUGCCCAGUUUCUCGUUGGUGCUUCAAUACCAGACUACAUCUUGAAUCUCCCAAAUGAAGUUAUGAGCAGCCCCAUGGGUGCUCUCAUUUUGCCAAUGAUACAGCAAUUAGAGACUACUCUAAGAGCAGGUGCAGUCCCCCAGGCACCCCAGUUCAGGCCUUCGACAGUUGCUCAGUCCAAUCAGACAGCCAGUGCCAUUAAGUUGACCCGUGCGGGUUAUGCCCAAUCCACACAGACAAAGGAUGAAGAUGUUGAUGAAAAACCAAGAACAGAAUCUUCACGGAAUGUAGAUCAACAGUCUGAUAUGAGAACUAUUCCCAUAGAAGGCGGGACACAAGAGAAGCCAUCUGAUAAUGCGGUUGCUGGGGAUCCACUUGGAGAUGCUCGAAACAGAGUACAAGAGGAGAUUAGCAGUGAGUUUGCAGCAAUCAUGGCAACUGGCACAUUGCGUGCAAGUGAAGCUGCAGCAUUAGCAACAAGGAGAGUGAUGCAAAGAUACGGACAUAUGAAUACAGCACAGAGCUAGAGUUAUCAAGAUUUGUUCCUGGUAGAUGAUCGAAACAUCAUUGUGAAAUUAUUGAUGCUAAUUUACAUGGUCUGGCAAAUUCCACAUGGAAACAAUAUUUACAUUGGGACUUACCACAAUUAGUACGUGUUAGCUGCCCCUGCUGCCCAACUAUGUAAUUUCUCAGCUUUUGAGACGGCAUCUUUGCCCCAUCAUUAUUGUACUGCUAUAAUUGCACGACAUUAUCUUGGACAUUUACAAAGGGAUUCAUUGUGGAAGUGUGACUAAACUAAUAAUUAUGAGCUUUUACCUCUGUGCGAA
This is a messenger RNA of Sesamum indicum (sesame), 1448 nucleotides long. RefSeq names its product PPPDE putative thiol peptidase family protein. Gene Ontology annotation, molecular function: peptidase activity. Gene Ontology annotation, biological process: protein modification by small protein removal. The record is from RefSeq and is a predicted model, not a curated record. NCBI's taxonomy places the organism in Eukaryota, Viridiplantae, Streptophyta, Magnoliopsida, Lamiales, Pedaliaceae.